GGGGGCGGGAGAGGCCCGGGCGGGGGGACAGGACCCUCCGCGGGUCUUUGGAGGCAUUGGCUGGGGGCCAGGAUCGGGCCCGCGCCGGGAUGAGGCCCUGCGUCCCCUCCACCAAUCUGCAGGUGCCAGGAUCAGGCCCCGCGUGCGCCCUCAAGUAUUUUGGUCUUGAGUUUGGUGCUGAGUUACCCGCGUUAAAAGAUCAGGCUCUUGUUUAUAACCUUGCGAAGCUGUGCGUCUGUAACCUGUUGGUGGCACAGUGUGACAUCAAUUGCUGCUGCGACCCAGAUUGCAGCGCUGCGGACUUCAGCCUCUUCACUACGUGUUCAGUUCCCGUUGUCACAGGUGACAGCCAGCUUUGUAGUCAGGAAGCAGCUGUAUAUUCAAUUGAUGUUACAGCACACCCACCUGAAAGGAUAUUUAAAUUAAUUGACCAAUUCAAUCCAAACAUUUUCUGCAUUCAAACUGUAAACUAUAAACAAGCACUGUCUUUUAUUCCUCCUGAAACGCCAACAGCUCAAAAUUUUGAUCACUUGCUUGAACAGUUUGGAGGUGCUGCUUUCAGUGCUGAAUCUGAUAUAUUGAAUACUGAAUUGGAUGCACAGAGUCCCUUCUUCUAUUCAAAUGAAACAGCUAGAUAUGAGUAUGGUGUUCCUAUACAGACAGCCGAUGCAUUUCUGAGACUGCCCAGUCCCACUGUCUCCUCUCAGUGCUCUGAUGCUAAUCCUGCAGGUUUUCUAGUAAACCAGGCUACAAAGUGCAGUAGAAUGAUAAAUACGGAAAACUGUGGUGUUAUUCAAGAACUCAGCAUGCUGUUCUACACCAGCUCCCACAUUUUAGUGGUACCCAACUCAAGCCAGAUGGUGAAUAUCACUGUCCAAUCCAUAACUUUCCAGUCUCUGAAUGGAACUCGGACUCUACUUAACAGCACCGAUGCCAUUUUGUUCCCCAUGUUUUCGGGUGUUAACAUGUGCACAAACAUAGUUCUUGGGGCAAGUUAUCUUCUUACAUACACAGAUGCAGGAGAAAUAACAGAAGCAGCUGUUUCUUUUGUCCUGGGGACAGUUAACAGUACAGUGCUUUCAGUACAGCAGAGCUUUGAAAUUAGCUUUACUCAGCUAAACACAAAGCCAAUCCCUCUUAGUGGAAACCCUGGUUACAGCGUUGGAUACCCUGUAAGAGCAGGAUUUAGACCUCCCGGAUCUGGCAUUAUUCAGAGCACUAAUGAAUAUGGUCAGCUUACCAUCCUGCGAAGCACAUCUAACCAGGACUGCUUAGCGAUAGAAGGAGCCAGAACUCCUGUAUUAUUUGGUUAUAACAUGAUAUCUGGUUGCAAACUACGAAUUACUGCAUAUGCAGAAUGCCAGCUCCUGGCUCAAACGGUCCUAAACAUACUGAAAGGACAAAGUUUUCCAGAAUAUGUAGCCUCAUUUGGCAAUUCUCAGCCCCAAGAUGUAUUGGACUGGGUGCCAAUCACUUACAUCCAUUCUUCAGAACAGCUUUUGCAUCGUACUGCUCUACUUUAACAAGCAGGCCUACAUCACAAACAAGCACAGCUCCAUUUAUGUCUGCAGUAGAAAGUCACUGAAGCUUUAAAGAUUUACACCAGCUGAAGCUAGAGUUAUCUUAUCUUUAUCCCACGUAAAAUGACCAGCACAUGGACAUCAGCAUUGUGUGUAGAUUAGUGGUUUUCAACCUGUGGUCCACGGACUAUAUAUCUAAGGGGUCUGCAAAAGAUGACUGUGAUCAGGCAAAGGUAUGUGAAUACCCUCAUUUACAAUCCAAAGGGGUUUGUACCUCCAUUCAAAAUUUCCAAAGGGGUCUGCUAAUGAAGAAGGUUGAAAACCACUGGUGAUUAUGGCUUGGAUGAAAUGUUCUCUGCUAAUUUCUUAGGUUGAGCUGUGUGUUAUACUGUAGUGUUUUAAUAAAAUUAAUGGUAAUAGCUACUCUGACAGAGCUUGGACCAC
Messenger RNA from Alligator sinensis (Chinese alligator), 1964 nucleotides. It is a transcript of the gene TCTN1, whose product is annotated as tectonic family member 1. Bases 90 to 1523 code for a protein of 477 amino acids. The record is from RefSeq and is a predicted model, not a curated record. Gene Ontology annotation, biological process: protein localization to ciliary transition zone; cilium assembly. The transcript is spliced from 13 exons. Lineage: Eukaryota; Metazoa; Chordata; Crocodylia; Alligatoridae. Gene Ontology annotation, cellular component: MKS complex.